Messenger RNA from Haliotis rufescens (red abalone), 687 nucleotides. RefSeq lists its product as uncharacterized. The record is from RefSeq and is a predicted model, not a curated record. NCBI's taxonomy places the organism in Eukaryota, Metazoa, Mollusca, Gastropoda, Lepetellida, Haliotidae. The coding region runs from base 94 to 618 and encodes 174 amino acids. The transcript is spliced from 5 exons.
GUGUGUAGGGUGAGAAGUGUGACGACUGUGCCAGAUAAGACCUCAGGCGAGCCUUCUAUCUUUUAUCUUCGCCCUACAGGACACCACGACACAAUGUUUAAGAUUUUACUUGCGAUAUUCCUGUUUAAGACAGCCCAGUUGCUGCAGCGACCAUAUCCUCCGGGAAGUCAAAAGUGGUGCUUUUCCUCCACGGGAUGCCCGGAUGAUGAAUGUUGUGUACACGUGACCGAGUCGGACGGACGUUUCGGGAGACGAGGAGUAGCGCCACCUGGGAGAUGUUUCACUGAAACGUCGGAUCUCAGAAGUGUGUGUAUGAGGUCGGCGUCUGAUAGGGCGGCGUUACCUCGCAGGUGCAACGACGGGGACGACUGCGCCGACGACGAGUGCUGCGCGGACUGGGUGCAGGGGCCGGGGUUCGGGCGGAGGGGGGAUGACCAGGGUGUGUACCUCGGGGUGUGUGACAAGCUGGGACACUACGACUCAGACUGCCGAGCUGACCACUUCAACAGCAGUAACAACCCCCGCCCUGAUGGACUCGUGAAGAGUUGCCCCUGUAACGUUAAGUACAACUGCACACUUAUUGACGACGCCGACAAGACGCUAGGCAUUUGCACCUAACAGAAACUCCCAAGUUGUCAUCACCAAGAAGACUUUUUAAAAUAAAUUGGAAUAUAUAUAUGAAUGAGA